GGGGCGGGGCCUGAAGCGGAGACGGGGCUGAGGAGGCAAAAAAGAUAGGGGAGAGUGUCCCAGGGAAAAAAAGGGAGAGAGCGGGACCCUAGAGGGCUGAGGAGAGGAAAAACGGCGGGAGGACCAACGGGGACAAGAAGACGGGAACAGGAGGGAAGCACACCGAGAGGGGAAACCUGCCUGACCUGAGGACAGAACAGGAAGGAAGCAGAUCUUGCCACCAGUGUCAAUGCUGAACUCUGGCUGGCUCCACCAAGAGGACAGUCCCAUCUCCAGGGAGUUAGUUCCUUCGGCCAACUCAGAUGACUCAGGCCACCUGCCAGAAGAGGACCCUGAGGAUACCUCUGCUCAGGGUCCUGCACUCCUGAGCUUGGGCAUACCUCAUCAGGACACCAAUCAUGUCCCCAACUGGCCUGGGCUUCAGACCCUCCUGCAGCAGCUCCCUCCACAGGACAGUGAUGAACGUUACUGCCUGGCCCUUGGGGAGGAUGAACUGGCUGAGUUGCGGCUCUUCUGUGUCCAGCGGAAGCAGAAGGCCCUAGGACAAGGGGUGGCCCACCUGUUAACUCCCCAGCUUGAAGGACACACCUGUGAGAAGUGCAGGGAGCAGCUGAAGCCUGGAGAGUACAGCGUGUUUGCAGCCCCAGCAGGCGAGCCGUGCUGCUGGCACCGGCCUUGCUUCACUUGCCAGGCCUGUGGCCAGGCCCUGGUAAACCUCAUCUACUUCUACCAUGAUGGGCAUCUCUACUGUGGUCGUCAUCAUGCUGAGUUGCUGCGGCCACGAUGCCCAGCUUGUGACCAGUUGAUCUUCUCCCGGCGCUGCACAGAGGCAGAGGGACGGCGCUGGCACGAGAAUCACUUCUGCUGCCAGGGCUGCGCUGGGCCCCUCCGCGGGGGACAUUAUGCCCUGCCGGGGGGCAGCCCCUACUGCCCCAGUUGCUUUGAGAGCCGCUACUCAGAUGCGGGCUUGAGCCUGGCGGGGACACUGGAAGGGCGGGCGUCCCUUGGGGAGGGAAGUCCAGACCCAACUGAAAGAAAGGACCACGUCUCGUUAAACGCCGUGUUCACCUCCCGGGCAGAAUUUCCCGCCGCAACCUCCAGCUCCAGCCUGGAAACCCAGAGUGGGCGGGAGCUAGAACGCCUGGAGACGCCCCGUGAUCCCAAGGAGGACGCGUCCUGCCCAUGUCCCACCUGCUCCUCUUCCUCUGAUUCGGAACCCGAAGGCUUUUUCUUAGGCCAGCGUCUUCCGCGGCUCAGGAAGACCCUCGGAAGCUUCCAGGCAGAGGAUAGCGACACCUCCAGGAAGCAUUGCACCAUUUGCUAGUGGCGC
Molecule: messenger RNA, 1330 nt
Organism: Marmota monax (woodchuck)
Lineage: Eukaryota; Metazoa; Chordata; Mammalia; Rodentia; Sciuridae
Gene: Prickle4
Product: prickle planar cell polarity protein 4
Molecular function (GO): zinc ion binding
Source: RefSeq, a predicted model, not a curated record